GGAGAAAGAGCUGAGGCUCGGCUAGCAGUGAUACAACUCGAGCUCUCCAUAAAUAAGCAGUUCGUUAGUUUAGUUUAAGAUAAACAUUUAAGUUACGCUUGCGAGGAGUAAUAAUUGUUAUAAUAUAUAAAAGGGUUUUGUGUGAGGUUUUUCAAGUGAGCGUUUGCUGGACAGAAAAUGAAACGUGCUAACAUUUCUUUGCGUCAGCUUUGCUAAUGCUAAUCUAAUGUUUGAUUAGUUUGCUAAUUUUGUUUUGCUAACUCGCUGGAGUUGCACUGAGCGCUUGCUCGCUGUGUUGUGAAUAUGAUCGUUAUGGAUCCGUGGAGUCCUCAUGGUUUGGCUUUAGGACUGGACUAUAGCCUUGUUAGUUAGUUAGUUAGUUAAUUAGGUAGCUAUGUGUUUGGUAAGCCUGGGUUAUUUAGUUUCUAGUUCUGUCCAUUAGAGCUCACUCUUAUUGUCUUAAUGGGUUUGAAAGGCAGGAUGCCUUUUACACAAAAGAUCUGCUUUCUUCUGCUGAUGUUCUCAAUAAUCAGCUUUAAAGUGACAGCUGAAGUGGAACCAGAAGCCGGUGAUGUCCAGGAGACCGGUUCCUCUCACUCUCAGUAUUCGCACGAUGAGACGAGUGACGAGGACGAGCUCGCUGUGACAGGACACUCGGUCUCUCCCGAGGAAGCAGCCGAGAUGCUGGAGGAGCUUCGGCAUGAGGACCGAAGAGAGGAGGGCGAACCUGAGGAGAUCCAGAAGGAGGACCUUCCAAGCCAACCUCCUCCGAUGGAUGCUAAGCCCAGAGAAGUUCCCGUGGUGAUCGGUGGUACAGCCUCCGGAGAGCCCUGCCUGUUUCCCUUCCUGUUCCUGGGGAAGGAAUACUUGGACUGUACCACCGAGGGCAGGGGGGAUGGCCGUCUGUGGUGCGCCACCACCUACGACUACGAGCGUGACAAGAAAUGGGGCUUCUGUGAAACGGAGGAGCAGGCGGAGCAGAGGAGGCAGGCGGAGGAGAUGGAGGAGCAGUAUCAGCACACAGUCCGAGUCCUGAACAACACCAGUAGAAAGAGUCAGAAGAGAGAGUUGUAUGAGAAGCUGGUGAAGUUGGCGGCGAUGGGUCACACCAAGGCCAUGGAGAAGGUGGGCUACGCCAUGCUGUUUGGAGACUUCCUGCCCCAGAACAUUCAGCAAGCCAGGGAGAUUUUUGAGAAGCUGGCACUCGAGGGCUCGCCCAAAUCACAGACGGCUCUGGGUUUCCUCUACGCAGCUGGAUUAGGAGUGAACUCCAGUCAAGCUAAAGCGUUGGUGUAUUACACGUUUGGAGCUCUGGGAGGAAACCUGGUGGCACACAUGGUCCUGGGUUACAGGUACUGGGGAGGUGUGGGCGUUCCUCAGAGCUGUGAGUCCGCUCUCACUCACUACAGACUGGUAGCCAAUCACGUGGCCAGUGACGUGUCCCUGACUGGGGGCAGCGCGGUGCAGAAGAUCAGGCUGCUGGAUGAGUUGGAGAACCCUGGUUCUCCCAGUGGUAUGCUGGAGGAGGAUCUGAUCCAGUACUACCAGUUUCUAGCUGAAAAGGGAGAUGUCCAGGCGCAGGUGGGUUUGGGUCAGUUACACUUACACGGAGGUCGAGGAGUGGAGCAGAAUCAUCAGAGAGCUUACGAGUACUUUAAUCAGGCUGCUAAUGCAGGAAACACACACGCUAUGGCUUUCCUUGGAAAGAUGUACUCGGAGGGCAGUGAGUUUUUACCCCAGAACAAUGAGACAGCGCUGCAUUACUUUAAGAAGGCCUCAGAGCAGGGGAACCCUGUGGGUCAGAGUGGACUCGGCAUGGCUUACCUGUACGGUAGAGGCGUUCCUGUGAAUUAUGAGCUGGCGCUGAAGUACUUCCAGAAAGCUGCAGAACAAGGCUGGGUGGAUGGACAGCUACAACUCGGAACCAUGUACUACAAUGGUAUCGGGGUGAAGCGUGACUAUAAACAGGCUCUGAAGUUCUUUAACCUGGCGUCUCAGGCGGGUCACAUCCUGGCCUUCUAUAACCUGGCUCAGAUGCACGCUACAGGAACCGGAGUGAUGCGCUCGUGUCACACGGCUGUGGAGCUGUUUAAGAACGUGUGUGAGCGCGGCCGGUGGUCCGAGAGGCUGAUGAACGCUUACGGCAGCUUUAAGGACGGAGACAUGGACUCUGCCCUGGUCCAGUAUCUGCUCCUGGCUGAACAGGGAUACGAGGUGGCGCAGAGUAACGCAGCCUUCAUCCUCGACCAGAAGCAGUCCCGGAUCUUCAGCGAUAAUGAAACCUACCCUCGAGCUCUCCUUCACUGGACCAGAGCAGCUGCCCAAGGUUACACUGUGGCGAGGAUUAAACUGGGCGAUUAUCAUUUCUACGGUUAUGGCACCGAUGUGGACUACGAGACGGCGGUAAUCCACUACAGACUGGCGUCCGAGCAGCAGCACAGUGCACAGGCCAUGUUCAACCUGGGGUACAUGCACGAGAAAGGCCUUGGCAUUAAACAGGACAUCCAUCUGGCAAAGCGUUUCUACGACAUGGCUGCUGAGGCGAGUCCUGACGCCCAGGUGCCCGUGUUCCUCGCUCUGUGCAAACUGGGACUCCUCUACACACUGCAGUACCUCCAGGAGCUGAACCUGAAGGAGCUUCUCUCUCAGGUGGAUCUGGACCAGUUGCUGGGUCCAGAGUGGGAUCUUUACCUCAUGACUGUGAUCGCUCUACUCCUCGGUACCGUCAUCGCAUACAGACAGAGACAACACCAACCUGUCCCGAGAGCUCCGCCUGCCCCACCGAGACCCGCCCCCCAGCCAGAACAGGGUGGCCCCGCCCCCGAACCCGACCGUGAUUAAAGUUCUGCAGUGAACAGACGCUCACAAGAGACCUGAGACUGGGAGGAAGGCGGAGCCUGAGCGGCUCUCUCCACCCACACCAGUAUUAGCUAAAGGGACAGACCACGCCCAUGAUGCUCUGCAGGCGUGUCACACGAACCAUGUGAUUAAAGAACACAGACUUGGCAGCUCAGGGUUCAGCAAACCGCAGAUUAGCGCGCACUCUUGAGGUGUCGAGUACGGUACUUUCAGACCCUGAGAACCUGCUGUGUUCCCCUGUUCAACAUGGUUCCAAUAAAAGUACCCUGUCCCACUUUUUGUUUUGCUCAAUAACGAUUGAAAAACACUGGAAGUCAGUCAUUAAACACGACAACAGCAGAAAAAAACGUGAGCAUGCUUUGCUGUUGUGUGUUCUAGCCACAGUGGAGUUAAUUUAUAAUGAUAAAUUAUUAUAAUUAAUAAUUUGAAGAGAUUUCUCCAGCACAAAAUAUUCAUCAAGUAGAAUAAUUCAAGUCCCCCUGAAGUCCACAGCGUCCUAUUUCAGCUCCUUACGGUUAGUUUUAGAGGUGUUUUUUAUUUAUUUUUAAAUUUUUUUUUAAAACUAACUUUGUGAUGUCACACUAUGGACCAAUCACAAUGGAUAUGCAAAUUAGUAGUGCUCAGUGUAUGUACAAAGUGGAACCUCUAGAUGUAGAGCGUGGAGGUUCAGGGGGAUGUGAUGAGUCGCCCCAGUCUGGGGACUGGUUUCUAAUUUUUAUUUUUAAUUAUUUUAAAUGUUACAUUAUUUUCUGUCCUUUGCAUCAUUUGAUUGUUAUAAAGGCAAAUUGUCUCUUACACUUCACAUUUAACACACACACACACACACACACACACACUGAGCAAGAGCUGCAAGAAAUUCAAUUUAGUCUGGGGUUCUAGUUCAGCAGAGAACCAGAGACGUGUAAGGACAGUGAAAUGGUGUGUGUAUCAGAGUGAGGACAAAUAUCAUGAUCUGUUUCACUAAAUAAACAAAGAAAUGAUGA
Molecule: messenger RNA, 3842 nt
Organism: Neoarius graeffei (lesser salmon catfish)
Lineage: Eukaryota; Metazoa; Chordata; Actinopteri; Siluriformes; Ariidae
Gene: sel1l
Product: SEL1L adaptor subunit of SYVN1 ubiquitin ligase
Exons: 21
Coding region: 463-2841 (792 amino acids)
Biological process (GO): ERAD pathway
Cellular component (GO): endoplasmic reticulum membrane
Molecular function (GO): protein binding
Source: RefSeq, a predicted model, not a curated record